Hevea brasiliensis (rubber tree) is the source of this 4166-nucleotide messenger RNA. RefSeq names its product protein ENHANCED DISEASE RESISTANCE 4. Gene Ontology annotation, biological process: regulation of defense response to fungus. The record is from RefSeq and is a predicted model, not a curated record. The transcript has 2 exons. Bases 1214 to 3904 code for a protein of 896 amino acids. Lineage: Eukaryota; Viridiplantae; Streptophyta; Magnoliopsida; Malpighiales; Euphorbiaceae.
CUCUCUCUCCCUCUCUCUCUCUCUCUCUUUUAUAUACGCUUCCCUUCUUUUGCAUUUUCAAAAUUCUCCAUAAUCUGCAUUGCAUAUCAUUCAUCUCUUAAAUUCUAGCUUCUCUCUCGACUCCUCUGAAUUCUCAGAUUGAAGAAUAAGUAAAAGGGUAUUUGGGUCUUUUUAUGAUAGAUUUGAUCCGAUCUAAUUGACCCUCUUUACAUUCCUUUUCUUUCUGUACUUAUUCUUGCUUUGGAUUUCAUGUUUAUGCAGGCUUCUUAUUCCCCUCUUUUUGUGUUUAUUUGCUGGUAAUCAAUCCAUAAUAAUAAAAUAUAUGUUGUGCUUGUUCUCUUGUUUCUUGUUUUCUUGCUUGCUUAUAUUAUAUAUUCUAUAUCCCAUGAGCGGAUCCGUGUCCAUUUCCGUUCUGUAAUAGUAGGGCCAAAAAUUUUAGCAUCUUUAAGCUAAGUUCUUAACUUGUAGUUCUUCUUCUUCCUUAUCUUACUUGUCUUUAUAUCCUUCUGCUGCUUAAAGUUGACUAUUCCUGCAGUAAUUAACUUGCUUCUUUUUAGCUCAAGUUGUACAUCUAAAUAUUUAGCCAAAUGACGCCUUUUUUUUUUAAUGUAUUCUUUGUCUUGUUGUUCGAUGCACAUUUCACAUUUGUCCUUCCAUGUCUUAUUUUUGACAGACAAACAGGCCAGACUAGCUCUGGUUCCACAAGUGUCUUGGCUCUUAUGUUAAUGGGAUGUUUCUCAUAUCUAGUUGUGUAGCUGAGCAGGAUCUAGUAAGAAAUGGCGGCAGCCUUAACUGCUUCAUCUAUCAUUUCUUAUUCUGGUAUUGCAUAAGAAUGGGUUUUGAUGUAAAAUGACUUCCGCGAAAACAUUAUAAAUGAAAGCAAUUUGAAGUUUUAUUUUGUUUAGGCAUCAUAUAGAGAAGUUAAUGGUCAUGGAAAUUAGUGAAAUUACACAACUUACCUCGUUGAAGUAUUUUGUAGAACUUACCUUUUGUUGUUAAACCAUUUCUAGAACUUGUUUUGCUCAAUUUACUCCCACAAUUAUGCAAUAUAUCUAAUGUGUGCCUACGUAUUUUUCUGGUUGCAGAUGGUUUAGUCUCAUACUCCAACAAUACGGUCAAAGUUCAAGGUUGAACCUAUUUGGUAUCUAGCAAUAUCAGAAUUACAGGCAAAAGCCAACACUUCGAUUGAUUACAUUUAUAUAUUUGGAGGAAAAUGGUCAGUGGUGCAAGUGCGCAGAUUCGAUUGGUUAGAUGUCCUAGAUGUCUGAAUAUCCUUCCUGAGUCGCCAGGUGUUCUUGUCUAUAAGUGUGGUGGCUGUGGCACACGCCUCCGAGCAAAAGCUCAAAAAGAGAAUGCCAAAAGCACAACAUCUGGAUUACCUGAAACCGAUGCUUCAGAGAUGGAUAAAUUGGAUCAUGUUUCUGAUAAAAAGGAACAUAGCAGCUUAAGUCAUGAAAUUGUUUUUCAUUCUGUAGGGGAAUGCUCUUCAAACCAAAAUAAUGGGAGGGAUCAAAUCGAAUCCAGCUAUUGCAACGGUGACAAGCUCACAGGCCUGUACUUACCAAAUGAAGAUGGAAACAAUGUAAGCAAUCAAAAUGGAUAUGAGGAUUUUGAUAGUGAGCAGCUUGAAGACGAAAACUUAUCAAAUGCUGGCCAAAAAAGUGGGAGUGAUAAAAAUGAAUCUGGGAUUUGUGACAAUGAGCAAGACAAAGUUGUUAACUUAUCAGAUGAGGACCAAAACAAUGGCAGUCAUCAAAAUGAAUCUACGGCUUGCAAUAUUGAGCAGCAUGGAGUUUCUAAUGAAGAUUGUUCAUCAAAUGAACCUUCUCAUCUUGAAAAUGGUAAGCUGCCCAAGUCUCCAUUAUCAGGAACAAAUUCAGAAGUUGAUGUUAAUGAUGAAAGCUUACUACUAGCAGCAAAGCGAAAGGUUGAAACAGAAGCAGAUGCUAACAAUGAGAGUGAUUCUUCUAUGAGAAGAUCAAGCCAUGGGGAGCCGGUUGAUAUAAAGGGAAGUACUUCAAUUGCCACUGCCCAACAGCCAGCAAAAGAAAGCAUUUCAUUUGAUGUCUUUUUAUCUUCACCUAAUGAACUUCUAGAGCAGCCUCAGGAAAGCGCUAACCACGGCUCCGACUGUGUAAUGUCUACAGAUGCAUUUGAAAACACAGAUUUUUUCACCCCCAGCUCUGAGCUUAGUGAUUCUCUUAUAGAUUUGUCCAAAUCCCCCACAACCAGAAGCUCGCGUGCUUAUUAUGAUGAUGGUGUCUCUUCUUAUGAAGGAACUGAUGAUCAAUUGCCUGAUCGACACAAGCAUUCAUCUAAACAUGCUUAUAGGUCUGCUGCUUCUGAUGUGAGGCCCAGAAGGGAAAGAUUCCUAAUCAACAGCAAUCGUGAAACACAUCAUCAUUUCAGGAAUUCUGCAUCAAUUCUGCCUGAGAGGACACGUUAUGCCAUGAAAUCUAGCAAGUUGGAUCGGGAUGAAUUGCUGGAGCCCACACGACUUGGCCAUUCAGGUAGAAACUGGAGAAGAUUAGCGAGACAUGAAUAUCUGUCUCAGCCGUCUUUUCAUGGAGGGGACUCCCUUGCUGGAUAUGAAAGUGGCAGUCCUUCCAAUCACAAUGAGUUCUAUUAUAAUUCAAGCUUUCCUGCACAAGACAAGCCUCUGUACGCUGAGCAGGAGAAGAUGAAACUGUUAAGAAUGGUUUAUCAUGAGUUGCAGGAUCAACUUAAUAAAACAUCUCUAAAUGACAAAACAAAUGGAGUCACUUGGAAAGAUGAUUAUUUUCGCAUGAACUAUGGUCGUGAGGUCUUACAGGAGGAAGGUUUCCAUAACUUAAUCUAUCCUAGAUUUCCUGGAAAACUCAGAGAGGAUAGUAAUUGGUCUCAACUGAAGAAACACUCACGAUCACGAAUGCCUUUCUCAGCAGAGGCAACAACCAGUAGACACCAAGUUGAUCAUUCCUUCUGCUGCAGUCCCCAAGAGUGGCAGUGCACAGCACAAUUUCCUCGACCUGGCCUUCGUCACAAUAAAGGGUUUGGUAGGGUACACUCUCAUCUCGGCCUUUACAAUUCCUAUGGCUCUUGUCCCUCGAGUCCUCAAUGGCAUGUGGAGUCUCAGUUUCCUAUACAUAGUCGAGGAACAAAGUCUGAUGAACAGAGGUAUAGAAAUAACGAGGUGAAGAGGUACUCAAGGGAGAAACAUCACUUGGCUAAGCGACGCGUCAUGCCCAUUGCAGGUGCAGCCCCUUUCAUAACUUGUUAUUGUUGCUUGAAACAGCUCCAGCUGCCUGUAGAUUUUCUCCUCUUUAAAAGGAGGUGCCAUCAGCUAAAAUGUGGUGCUUGUUCAAAGGUACUCAAGUUUUCACUUCAAGACAGAACUCAUCUAAUCCCAUGUAUGCCAAGUGCUGAAGCACCUCCACCAAGUGAGGCUGACGAGUGUAGCGAUGCUAUUCAUCAGGGAAACUUCACUUCCACAUCUCAUGUCAGUGGUCCCUGUGCGGAUUGUGUGUCGUGUUCUGAUGAUUGUGGACGCUCCUUCUGCAAAAGCUGUUCCACUGAUAGGAAUUCUAUUUCCCUGAAACCAUUUCAUGCUAUCCACAGCAAUGAUGUUCAAAGAAAUGUGCCACAUGUUUCACUCGAGAAUAUUGAAGACAGAAGGAAGUUUGCUCUGAAUGAGGCUCGAAACAAAGGUAAGUAUCCUGUGCAAACAUAUGAAUCAGCAGGCCCUUCUUCUAGUACGUCCAAAUCAAAGAAAGUAUCCUCAGAAAUUGAGGAGCUGCCAGCAGCAGGAGGAAGAGGAAGAGGCCCACCACUUCAGAGACUAAUGGGUUAUUACUCACCGAGCGAAAUGAUGUAUGGUUGGAGACCAUCUGUUCCAGCGACAACCUCAUACCAUCCAGAAAUGUAGAGGAACUGAGAGAUAAUUCUUAUGAACUGGUGGUUUGUAUUGCCCUCCAACCAAAUCCAUGGUAUCAUAAUUACUAAAGCUUACACUUGAAGAGAUUGCUUUUUCUUUUAAAAUCCAGGUGAGAGAGGCCCUGAGAGUCUGGAGUAUAUAUUUUUAGUUGUAGAAACUAGCAGAUGUUUCCACUAUGAUUAUGAUUUGUUUAUUUGUAUAGAGUAUUAUUGAAUAUGAAUAUGAAUAUGAAUUCCGCAUACUAUUUUCCUUA